Molecule: messenger RNA, 1232 nt
Organism: Nycticebus coucang (slow loris)
Lineage: Eukaryota; Metazoa; Chordata; Mammalia; Primates; Lorisidae
Gene: CGREF1
Product: cell growth regulator with EF-hand domain 1
Exons: 6
Coding region: 180-1034 (284 amino acids)
Molecular function (GO): calcium ion binding
Source: RefSeq, a predicted model, not a curated record
CCCCAUCGCCGCCAGCUGCCGAGGGUGGUCGGGUUGAGACGGCCUCCUGCCUCCGGUCUGAGUCCCGAGAGAGCGCAGCCCCUUGGCGUCCCCGCGGCUCGGACGCAGCAGGAGCGGUGGCCCUGACCUCUGGGCACCUCUCGGGAGGAGGUUGCUCCGAGGUUCCAGCUUCAGGAAGGAUGUUACCUCUCAUGAUGGGAGAGUUAAUGUUGCUGCUGCUGCUGCCCCUGGGUCAGGCUGCUCCCAAGGAUGGAGCCACAAGGCUGGACUCCGAAGUGCAGCAUCAGCUCCUGCCCAACCCCUUCCAGCCAGGUGGGGAGCAGCUCCGACUUCUGCAGGGCUACCUAAAGGGACUAGAGAAGAUGGAAGAGGAGCCCGAGCCCCUGAGCCGGGAGCAAGUUCUCCUCUACCUCUUUGCCCUUCAUGACUAUGACCAGAGUGGACAGCUGGAUGGCUUGGAACUUUUGUCCAUGUUGACAGCUGCCCUGGCCCCUGGGGCUGCUGACUCUCCUACCAAUAACCCGGUGGUCCUGGUAGUGGACAAGGUGCUGGAGACCCAGGACCUGAAUGGAGAUGGACUCAUGACCCCUGCAGAACUCAUCAACUUCCCAAGAGAGGCCCCCAGUCAUGCAGAGCCCAGAGAGCCCCUUGCUCCAUCUCCUCCAGAGCCACAAGCUGUUGGGAGGCAGUCCGUGUUAGCUAAAAGCCCAUUCAGACAAGAAACACAGGAAGCUCAGGAUCUCAGAGAAGAAGCUGGAGGCCAGGGAGAGGCCAGAAGGGAGUCCUUGGAGCCUGUCCAGGAGGCCGGGGGCCAAGCAGAGGCUGGAGAUGUCCCAGGUCAUAGAGGAGAGGCUGGGGGCCAGGCAGAGGCUGAAGGAGAUGUCCCAGGUCCUGGAGGUGAGGCCAGGGGACAGGCACAGGCCAGAGAGAAUGGGGAGGAAGCCAAAGAGCUUCCAGGGGAAACACCAGAGUCUAAGAACACCCCAAAUGAUUUUGAAGUUCAUAGUAUUCAGCUGGAGAAUGAUGAGAUAUAAACCUUAGGGAUACAGGGUUGCACCCUCGAAGUCUCAGUGCCAGAACAUAAGCCUCCUAAGGGAGGCGUGUAUGUUGGGACCACCUCUGUGUCCCCUUCUUGGCCCCAGUAGGAGUCAGGUCUUUCUGUGCAGCUCAGGGAGACCCUAAGUUAAGCAGCAGCUUUAGGGCCCAGACGUCCAAUAAAGAACUGAAUCAAU